Funneliformis mosseae is the source of this 543-nucleotide messenger RNA. The record is from the annotation of a GenBank genome assembly. NCBI's taxonomy places the organism in Eukaryota, Fungi, Glomeromycota, Glomeromycetes, Glomerales, Glomeraceae.
GGGUUAAACUCACACAACUACGGUGGAAACCUUCUUGCCUUCCACCUUAUGGGCUUCUUGUCCGUUGUGGUCUGCCACAAGCAGUAUGGGAGACUCCCAGUAGUCCUGAGAAGGGGUUAAACUCACACAACUACGGUGGAAACCUUAUUGCUUUCUACCUUAUGGUCUUCUUGUCCGUUGUGAAACAUCGAUUCCAUAAUGAAGAUGUCAAUAACUUCUGGAACGAAAUCGAGUUAAUGUAUAAUAAUAAAGAAAAGCAACGUCUAGAGUCAGAAAGAUCUGUGCGAACAAAACAGUGCCAUGUCAAUAUAAGUAAUAAGACGCAAUGUAUGAUGGAGAACAUAGCUGAGGAGACCGCGGAAGCUCAUUUAGCAACAACAAAAAAGAGAUCGACCGGAAAAAGAAAAUCCAUAUGUUAUAGUCAUAGUCAUACUGAAAGUUCAAAGGAAGAGGAUCAUUCAUCAGAUCCAGAUUACAUAGAGAAACCUAGGAGAAAUAAAAAACCAAGGUCAAACCGAUCACGUAGAAAAGUGGAGCGUGAUG